Molecule: messenger RNA, 5120 nt
Organism: Ooceraea biroi (clonal raider ant)
Lineage: Eukaryota; Metazoa; Arthropoda; Insecta; Hymenoptera; Formicidae
Product: UPF0518 protein AAEL005291
Source: RefSeq, a predicted model, not a curated record
CAUGCACACGUCAACGAUACAUUUAUCGAUUUUAAAUCGUAUCGGUCAGUACUAAAUAGUUAAACUAUCAGUAAUCUCAUUAUAAACGGACGUCUAUUUGUAUUUCUUUUAUUAUAACUGUAUUGUACCACUGUACUUCUUAUAAUCAAAAAGAAAUGAAUAUAUAAUUAGAGGUUAGGAAAAAAAGAGAAAAAAAAUAGUGUAUGUACCUGAGAGUAGUCACAAAGGAUUCUCACGCGAUCACUUCGUGCGCAUGCAUAAAUUAUGCGUGUGACAUGUGAUCCUUUUGACAGAUUGAUAAAUAUAAUAUAGAGCUUUGUAAAAUCUUCGUAAAAUUGCUUUUUUUCCUUUUUAUUAUUAUUCUUACAAUCAAAUUAUUAUACAUUGAUAUAUGACAAUAGUAUUUCUUACAAUAUAUUAUCUAUUAAUACUGUUUACAAUUGUUAAAUCAAUUAUGGUGCGAAAUUUUCGUAAAAUUCGUAGGUUAUGUUGGAAGUAUGAUUGUAAUUGUGAUUGGUCAAUUUACUACUGAAGUCUGACUACUUCACUGCGUUCUAAAACUGAUUAAAAAAAGAAUGAACCAAAUAAAAAGAGAAAGUGUUUUGAAUCUUUUGAAGCAUCAAGAGGACUGCAGUCCAUGCAUACAGCUAACAAUAAGAGUAAUUUAAAAAAACGAUACUGCAAUUAAUCUCUUAGUGCAAUCGCGAGCAUAACGUUCAGAAGGAUGUAUUUAUGAAUAACAUCAAGUGAUUUACACUGACAACAUUCCAACAUCCAUAAUUUAAUACAUGAUCACCUUCGCAAUGUCAUACGCAUACGAGUACGGGAACUACACUUUCUACACCUUAUUCUUUACAAAGUUCAAAUGUGUGUCUAUUCUAUUUUAGGUGCAGGCAGUGCAAGGUAGUGCAGGUAAAGCGAGCAGAACUCAGGUAUAUAGGUCGUGAGAGGCGAACGUGCUGCGUUGACGAUACGUGCGGGAGAAACACGUCAAGCAUCGACAGCAUCGUCGAUCUGAUCGCGGAGCAGUAACGAGUAUACGUACAGUAAUGAGUGAACGUGGUGAACAGUCGUGAAGAAGAAGAAGAAGAAGAGAAAGAAAAAUGAUCUAACGUUAUCCGACAUUGUCGCCGACGACAAUACAUUUUUUGCACAGACACAUAAUAGUACCUGUUACCUGAUAACGCGAGUCGAUGUAUCACGGGAUCGCCCAAUGAAUUCGUGACUCGUAUUAUCGCGCCGUUCUUGCCGCUAUUAACGCGCUAAAUGAGGCACACUUGACGAUGAGUGAACCUCACGAUCCUCGGGAUUCUGCGAAACGAAACGAAGUGCAACGAGACUGUGAACACGAUGAUUUCGGCACUGGCCGCGUCGCUUUGAUUGACCCGUAUGUGAGAGAGAUAAGAAAAAAAAUGAGCUGGCUACCUCUGGGGACGAGUUUCAGCAAGCCACGGUCGAGAGAUUCGCCGCCGAAGGAUGCCGAUCCAUCCGCGUGCUACGAUAGUUUCUGCAUACAUUGGCAGCAGACUUACGAGAUUAUUCUGCACUCUCUGUCUCCUAAACAAGUACCCAAUCAAGACGAUGUACUUGGAGUUGUUAAUCACAUCGAUCAAAUGGUAACGCUGCUGAUGCUAGAGCUACGAGACCCAAAUUCGCACAAUCAGUAUCGGCAAAGCAAUACUGCGACGCACUCUCCCUGUUUGGAAUAUCUGUUGAGCGAAAAUUUGCUUGUUAAACUAUAUAAUUGGAGCACACACACAGGAAGGUUCAAUAAUGCUGUAAGAUUGGAGCAGAUAAAGCUGUACGAGCUAUUGGUUUCAUACAGUGGUACCCUUCUCGCACACGAGCCAGUUACGAGACCACUUCUGCGAUUACUGGAAGAAUGCGCCAACGACAUUAUGCCGUUAAAAGUGGAAAAGAAACUGGUGGUACUGUUGAAUCAGCUAUGCGUCGCUCUGAUGCAAAAUAUGGCUUUACUGGACCUGUUUUUUCAACCGAAUGCAACUGGAAAGAACAAAUUUAUUAUAUUCAACUUACUGAUACGUCACGUGCAUCGGGAAGACGGUGUCGGUCAGCAAGCACGUGACGCUAUGUUGUUGUGCAUGUCGCUCUCGAAAAAGAAUGACGAGGUUGGAUUAUACAUUGCUGAUCAUUCCAACAUAUGUCCUGUAUUGGCUACCGGUUUGAGCGGGCUUUAUUCCGUGCUUCCGAGGAAACUUGACAUCGAGACAGAUGACUGGCAUCAAUUGACGCCGGACGAUGUAAACGAUUUACCCGCGCUUACGCAGCUCAUGAAUUCCCUGGAGUUUUGCAAUGCAGUUGCACAGGUGGCACAUCCGUUGGUGCAGAAGCAAUUGCUUGAAUUUUUAUAUCAGGGUUUCCUGGUGCCUGUUAUGGGUCCAGCACUGCUACAGGAUUCUCUUGGCUUGACCCUAGAACAGCUAGAUGCACAACAACAUUGGACAACCGUGGAUGAAUUAGUCGCAGCGACAGCUUAUUUUGAUUUGUUCCUUCGAUCCGUGACCGAUCCUGGCUUGUUACGGUCGCUCGUUAGGUUUCUGCUAGAAGAUAAUUAUGAUGACUGUAGGAUAUUGGACAGUUUAAUACAGAGGAUCUCUUCCCGCUCGAGGUUAUGCAUAGUCACUUUGGCAUUGUUCGAAACCCUGGUUAACUUGAAUUGCGAGGACGUAAUGUUGGAAUUGUGCUUGGGCGCGCUGAAUCCGUGCUCGCACGUGAUGCUCUCCCAGCGUAGUCGGUUGCGAGACGUAGAUCCUUUCGGACGCGCGGCUGAAAAAUUUCUAUCUCUGACUCCACGCUGUUGUUCCACAUUUACACCAUCGGACUCGCAAACGAGCUCUUUACCCAAUGCCGCACCAUAUACAUACGACAAGCAUGGACCCGACUCAUUGAGAUCGUUACCAGCAUCGAUGAAUUACGGUGCUAGAACGUCAGACAGUUUGUACGGAAAUUAUCACGCAUAUCUCUGCGAUGCUAGACAGAAGAUAAAAGCUUGCCGCCUAGCGUGUUCCAAUUGGUCUUGCCAUUAUGACGGUAACUUGCCACGAAGUAGUAACACUAGCAGCGCGACUACGUUGAUAGAUGAACACAUGACAUUCGAUCAGUCGCAAAGGAAGAUGGAGGAAUCGAGAGCUCUGUUGCUGGAAAGUGCCAGGAAUGCAAGGAGUUUGUACGAGAGCGAUGAAGGCGCACCGAUGGACAAUGUACUGCUCAACGUUCAGUCUCUGUUGCAAAGCAAAGACUUGAACAGCAACGAACACGAUAUCAAAAACGAGCUGACCGCGGAUGUCGCGUUGUCUCUCGACGAACAGGCGCAACUAGACGCUGACAUUGCUGAGCUGAUGAACGAGGACGUCGGGAUGACGGAGUACACGGAAGAAACUUGCUUAAACAAAAGAGAAUCCGACAGUUGCUUGGACGAUUCAGCCACGGCCAUGAAUUCACUCAUGUCCUUGGGAGAGAGUAGCGGCUACGAGAGCUUCGCGCUGAAAGGAUCACCGGAAUCGACGCCGGACAAUGAGCCAAACGAGGAACGCGCGAACGAGCCCGAAGAAAGCCACGUCACAAUGAAGAAAGAGAUCAUUGAUGUCAUGGAGUCGAGUUCCGCGGCAACUGCGGAGACGUCGUCGUGUAAAUCAAACAAGGACACUUCGUAUCGGCAGGAUGUGUUUAACGGGCAGCCGAAUGUUGGCAUAUUCUUAGACGUGGUUUUACGGAAGCUCGAAUGUAUGACGAGCAAUAACUUGUAUGUCAAUUUGCACCUCACAGGCCUCAUCAGCAGACUGGCAAUAUACCCGCAACCUUUAUUGCAAUCCUUCCUGCUGAAUCAUUCUCUUGUAUUCCAGCCUAGCAUCAGAUCCCUGUUCCAGGUACUUGCGUCAUUGAAGCAAAAGAUUGAUCAAUUUCUGUCGAAACAUAACAAUGUGGACUUGUUGGUCGAACAAGCAAGAUUAUUUCUGAUUAAUCGAGAAGACAAGUUAGUGAACGCGAGGAAAAAUGCCUUGGAAGCUGCUGCUCAAUCGUCGUUCGUCAAAAGGCAUUCCCUGACCGGUGACUCGUUCUCAAGAGGGGAGCCAAAGAGAAGAAGCUUGACGUCGUCAAUUACACAAAUAUUCAGACGAACGAGUACCAGCUUGGGUCCCAUGAGCUUAACAAAUCCUAGUAGUCAACCGUCCAGUAUAGCAGAGAGAGAAGAUCAACUGCAAAUGGUUGGAUCUGGAUACAGAUACAUGAAAACUUCAUGGGAGUCGCCGAGCGAAGUGAGUCCAGUGCAAAAUGUUAUUUUAUGUGCCGUUAUAUUAGAUGAAUGGCUUAAAGAGCUCGCAGCGAUUACUCAGGAGCACGCAAUUAUGUCCCUUACAAAUAGUAUCGGACUUAGAGCUUAACAUGUAAGUCUGUAAAAGCAUAAGACUUUUGAAAUGGAAAAAAGAAAAAAAUAAUAGAGUAAUUCGAAAAUUCUUUUUGACAGGGUAGAACGCCAGUAAUGUGAUAUGUAUUAUAAUUAUGACAUGUACAAAAUUAUAUAUAACGACAGCAAUUCAAAAAACGUAACACUAACACAAAUUUUUUAGCAUGUUAGUCGAAUUUAGAAUAAGACAUAGUAUAUUUGUAAAAAUGUGACCUGAGUUUGAUUUUUUCUGAAAUUAGAAAUAAUAAAAUCAUGAAUUUUCAGUAACAUAUGUUAUAUAAUUUAACAAAAUUCAAUUAAAAAAGUAUAAAAAUAUUUGUGAGUAUAAUAAGAUACUUGUAUACUUUUACUGUCGUAUGGAAUUUUAUAAAAAACUUUUUUAUAAAACAAUUGGGUUAAUAUAAAUAUAAUAGCGUUGUUAAGUUUUAUGAGUUGAUAAUAUUAUUUGUUAGUUAUUAAGAAAUUUAAAUAUACAUAUAUAGUUUUUCAAUGUAGUGUUUAUAAAAUUUAUGAAAUUGUUAUCUAUGACCAUGUGAUUAUUUUGCAGUUUCGUUAUUGUACUUAAUGCUUUCAUCGCGAAUUAAAUUUAGUGCAUGUCUUGUUUAGAUACAUUUUAGAAAAUUGAAUUAUGGAAAAUGAGAGAUGAAAUAGCAUUGUAUUACAAGAAUAAAUUUUUAUAUUAUUUUCGUUGAAA